This is a messenger RNA of Trachemys scripta elegans, 2132 nucleotides long. RefSeq names its product WD repeat, sterile alpha motif and U-box domain containing 1 (gene WDSUB1). Gene Ontology annotation, biological process: protein ubiquitination. The transcript is spliced from 11 exons. Gene Ontology annotation, molecular function: ubiquitin-protein transferase activity; protein binding. The record is from RefSeq and is a predicted model, not a curated record. The coding region runs from base 380 to 1825 and encodes 481 amino acids. NCBI's taxonomy places the organism in Eukaryota, Metazoa, Chordata, Testudines, Emydidae.
CCGCCGCGGUACAGGGGGCGGCUCUUGGACUAGGGCGGUUCCGGUUCCGGCUGCGGGGCCAACGAGGCAGCGCGCUGGAGCCUGAGCCUCCACGCCCCACUCCGCGGAGUGCGCCCCGGGAUGGGGCCGGGACCUCUUCAGCUGAUCAGCGGGGAGAGGACGGACUCCGCCCAUGUGGUCAGCGCGGGGCGGUGGCGUUGGCUCGGUCACUGCCCCGGCCCACCCCUGCCGCGGGGUCACGUGGGCGCAGGUGAGUCGGGAACUGGCCUCUCCCACCCCCACAGUCACACCUGGGAGGGCGGUGCCGUGUCACGUGACUUGCACCGGAGGCGCCCUACAGGCCCGGCCGAGGCAGGUAACUUGAUUUAAAGCAGAUAAAAUGGUGAAACUAAUUCACACCUUAGCUGAUCACAGUGAUGAUGUCAACUACUGUGCCUUCUCCUCUUCCUGCUUAGCUACUUGCUCCCUGGACAAAACAAUCCGCCUCUAUUCUUUAAACAACUUUACUGAACUUCCCUACUCACCAUUAAAAGGUCACACUUAUGCUGUCCACUGCUGCUGCUUUUCUCCUUCUGGACACAUUUUAGCUUCAUGUUCGACAGAUGGUACCACGAUGCUGUGGAAUACUCGUAAUGGUCAGACGCUGGCAGUGCUGAAGCAGCCCCGAGGCAGCCCUGUAAGAGUCUGCCGAUUUUCCCCUGACUCUGCUUACCUAGUUUCCGGUGCAGCUGAUGGUAGCAUUGUUCUUUGGAAUGUGCAGUCAUUGAAAUUGUACAGAUCUGGGAGUGUUAAGGAUGGUUCCUUGGUGGCAUGUGCGUUUUCUCCUAAUGGAAAUCUCUUUGUCACUGGAUCAUCAUGUGGAGAUUUAACCAUUUGGGAUGAUAAAAUGAGGUGCUUGUAUAAUGAAAAAGGACAUGAUCUUGGUGUCACCUGCUGUGAUUUUUCUUCACAGGCAGUUUCUGGUGGAGAACAAGGAUCCAGAUACUUCCGAAUGGCAUCUUCUGGUCAGGAUAACCAGAUCAAGCUUUGGCUUAUUUCACUUGCUGAUCGAUUAGGUUGUGAAUUAAAAUAUGAAUGCACAUUGAAUGGACACUCUGCCCCAGUCCUGGCUUGUGCUUUUUCCUAUGAUGGGCAGAUGUUAGUCUCAGGAUCUGUGGACAAAUCCAUCAUAAUACAUGACAUUAAAACUGGGAGCAUCCUGCACACUUUAACUCAGCAUACCAGAUAUGUUACAACUUGUGCCUUUGCACCAGAUAUUCCAUUACUUGCAACAGGUUCAAUGGAUAAAACUGUGAAUAUCUGGCAAUUUGAUCCAAAGCAACAUUGUGCAGGAAGUGGAUUGGAAGAUGAACCUAAGAUGUCUAUUGAGAACUGGUCAGAGGAAGAGGUCUCAGUCUGGCUUUGUGCACAAGGUUUAAAAGACCUUGUUGGGAUUUUCAAGAUGAAUAACAUUGAUGGCAAAGAGCUGCUGAGUCUUACAAAACACAGUCUGACUAACGACUUAAAAAUUGAAUCUCUAGGUUUACGCAGUAAAGUCUUCCGGAAGAUUGAGGAGCUGAGGAGCAAUGUGGAUUCUGUUUCUCUUGGUAUUCCUGAUGAAUUCUUAUGUCCUAUAACUAGGGAGCUUAUGAAGGAGCCUGUCAUUGCAGCAGAUGGCUAUUCCUAUGAAAAAGAGGCAAUGGAAAACUGGAUCAGCAAAAAGAGACGGUCUAGUCCCAUGACAAAUCUCCCUCUCCAAUCUCUUAUACUUACACCAAAUAGGACUCUGAAAAUGGCCAUCAAUCGCUGGCUAGAGACUCAGCAGAAAUAUAAUGAAACAACUUAGUCUUGAAUACACCAAUUGUUCUGUCAAAUUAAUUGCAAUGAAAUUGUAGGUAGUGGCAGGAAAUAACUAUCAGAAAUCUUAAAACACUGGAAAGGAAAAAGGUAAGCUUCUGUCCAUGAUGUCUUUAGUCUGUAACUCACAUAGAGUCCCUUAAAUGCAGAACUUUAAACCAAAAAAAUGAUUUUGAUGCCUAAUAAACUAUUAGAGUUUCUUUUUAAUAUUUGAGCUUUAAUUACAAUAUUUUUGUAUAAGAAAGUUCAAAUGCUAAUUGAAAAUAUAUAGGCUUGGCAGAAUUUGAUCUUUUUAU